UUUCUGGGUAAUUACGGUAGGAGACGUCAUCCUCCCCCACACCGCAGGCUCUGCUCAGCUUUUAGCCGGCGAAAGAUUGGUUGGACGGUACGGGUGCCAUUUGGCGCAGUUUUGAGCAGUAACCGUUAACAAAGGGCGUCCAGUUAUUUAUUCGUCGUCGUCUCCUUUGAAUUUUAUUUAAUAUAUUUACCCGUCGAAGAAUCACAAUGAGCUCAAUCAACGUCAAAAAGCUGAAAGUCAACGAGUUGAAGGACGAGCUGAAAAAGCGUAAUCUUUCGGACAAGGGGCUGAAGGCCGAGCUGAUGGACCGCCUGCAGGCCGCACUAGACGAGGAGGCUCUCUCCGGAGACGCUCCGCUGGACCAGGACGCUGCUGGGAACGAGGCCGCCGAUAUGGGAGAGGAAGAAGAAGGCGACGGCCAGGCAGAAGAAAGCAUGGAGGCCAACGAAGACGAGGAAGAAGAAAAUGGGGGCUACGGCGGUGAGGAUGAAGAGAUGGGAGAGGGGGAAGACGACGAGGACGGCGUGGAAAAAAUAGACGCAGAGGAUGGUGAGCCCGCGGACAAGGCUGCUGAGGGGGAUGCGGACAAAGACACGAAUGCUGAUCAGAAGAAUAAGAAGGGUGUUAAGAGACGCCGGGAGGAACAUGGAAGGGGCUACUUUGAAUUUAUUGAAGAGAACAAAUACAGCUGGGCCUCAUUUAAGUCUCCUGUGCCACCCCUGGAGGAAGAAGAUGAGGACCUUGACGACACUAAAGUCUGCCUUGACAACUACAACAGCGACCUGCACUUUAAGGUGUCUCGGGACCGAUACAGUGCCUCAUCUCUUACAAUGGAGAGCUUUGCUUAUCUGUGGUCUGGAGGCAAGGCUACUUAUGGUGUGAACAAGGGCAAAGCCUGCUUUGAGAUGAAGAUUACAGAGAAAAUCCCAGUGAAGCACAUUUCCAGCAAGAACAUGGAGAUUCAUGACGUGCAGGUCGGCUGGUCCCUGGCAACUGGAACUCUGCUUCUUGGUGAGGAGGAGCACUCCUAUGCAUAUUCUGGGAAAGGAAAGAAGACCACCAACUGUGUGACUGAGGACUUUGGAGAAACCUAUGAGGAAAAUGAUGUCAUCUGUUGCCUUAUUGACUUUGAGGGCGAUGAGUUUGUGUUGUCCUUUGCAAAGAAUGGCGGAGAGCCCGCUGUUGCCUUUGAGGUCAGCAAGGACAGCCUGAACGGCCAGGCCCUUUUCCCCCAUGUCAUCUGCCACAACUGUGCUGUGGAAUUCAACUUUGGCCAGAUGGAGACUCCUUAUUUCCCUAAGUAUGAAGGAUACACCUUCCUGCAGCAGAUUCCCGUGAAGGACAGAGUCCGCGGGCUUAAGGGGCCACAGACCAAAGCUGACUGUGAGAUCGUAGUGAUGGUUGGCCUGCCAGGCUCAGGGAAGACUACUUGGGUGAAGAACCAUGUCCAAGAGAACCCUGGAAAAUACUACAUCCUGGGCAGUGACACCAUUGUGGAAAAGAUGAUGAUCAGCAGUCUAAAACGCCAGUCCAAAGACAUCACAAAGCUCACCGCCAUUUCCCAGAGAGCACCACUUUUCCUGGGGAAGUUUAUUGAAAUCGCUGCUCGCAAAAAGAGAAACUACAUCCUGGAUCAUACAAACCUGUCUGCCCCGGGCCAGAAGAGAAAGAUGUGCUUGUUUGCAGGUUUCCAGCGCAAGGCCGUGGUGGUCUGCCCCUCUGAUGAGGACUACAAGAAGAGAGUGCAGCAGAAAACUGAGAGCGAUGGCAAAGAAGUGCCUGAACAUGCUCUGCUCAAAAUGAAAGGCUUCUACUCUCUGCCUGAGGCGGGAGAGAGCUUCAACGAGGUCGUCUUUGCUGAGCUGCAGAAGGAGGAGGCAGCGAAACUGCUGGAGCAGUACAAAGAAGAAAGCAAGACAGCUCUGCCAGCUGAGAAGAAACCCAACCAGGGAAGCACAACACCAAAGAGAGGCGGAGGCCUGCGUGGUGGCCGAGGAGGCAAGAACCAGUUUGGCCGUGGUGGACCAGGACAGAGAGGUGGUAGCCGUGGAGGUUUCCAGAACAGAGGCAACUUCAGAGGAGCUCCUGGCCCUCGUGGAGGCUUCAACCGUCCACCUCGUGGCUUCCUGCCUCCCCCACCUUUCAGAGGAGGAUUCCCCAGUCGUGGAAACUUCAGCAGGGGUGGCCACAUUCCCAGUCUGGGUGGAUCCCCCCGUGGUGGACCAAUGAGGGGUGGCAGCAUGGGACCUAGAGGGGGACCUGUGAACAGAGGUGGCCCAAUGCACCGUGGGAACAUGAACAGAGGAGGUGGAGGCAACAUGAACCGUGGUGGAAGCAGGGGGCAUCCUGGACAGUUCCAUCAGAGAGGUGGCAGCCGCGGCAACUUCGGCAAUAAAAAUGGCAACUUUGGUAACAACAGGAGCGGCGGCUUUGGCAACAGGAACGGCCUGGACAAGGCUCAAGCCUUCAACCAGAGCUGGCAACAAGGGUUCUGGAACCAGAAGCCGUGGAGCCAGCAGUACCAGCCUGGAUAUUACUGAAACACUUGUUUUUAAGGACUGGUGGCCCAAACAGAGAUCCACCACAAGCCACGGAUCAUCCCUCCACCCCACACUUUUAUUUUCUUUGGUUGAUCCCACUUUUAAUUAUCUUAAACCCCCAAAAUAGUGAAAUAGUGUUGAGCAACAACAUUCCACAUCAGAGAGGAGACCAGACUCAUCUGAGUGAAACUGAAGCUCUGUAUAUCUUUAUACACAAAUGACAUGGGCUAACUUUCACACAAUCAAUUAUCCAUUUUGUUGUAUAUUUUAUUACCUGUUUGCACCACUUUUAAACAAUAUGCUUUUAAAGAAAACAUGUUUGUAAAACCAGAAGUGGAAACAUUUUGCCAGCCCAGCAUCAUGUUCAAGAUUUGUUUUAUUUUAAUUUCAAUUUUUUUUAAGGUUGUGCAUUUUAUCUGUGCUGUGGUUUUUGUUUUGCUUUUUUAUUACAAAUUGUAAAUAUUUUUUUUGUAGUUUCUAUUCCAAAUUUGAAAAUAACGGUAAUGAUUGAAAGGAUCCUUGGCUUAUUAGUGGGGCGCAUGGUAGGUGAUUAUAUUGUUAGACUGUGUGUGUCAAUAUAGUCCUCUGUCAGUCAUUUAAACUCAAUCAACUGAACUACAGCAAACUUUUCUGUUUUGUUCCCAGUAUCAAGCCUGUAACCUAAACUCCAUAGACCUACAAUAAACAACUCGUUGGCUUUUUUUACAUUC
Messenger RNA from Cheilinus undulatus (humphead wrasse), 3250 nucleotides. RefSeq names its product heterogeneous nuclear ribonucleoprotein Ub (gene hnrnpub). Gene Ontology annotation, molecular function: transcription corepressor activity; TFIIH-class transcription factor complex binding; pre-mRNA binding. Gene Ontology annotation, biological process: negative regulation of telomere maintenance via telomerase; negative regulation of transcription by RNA polymerase II; regulation of alternative mRNA splicing, via spliceosome. The record is from RefSeq and is a predicted model, not a curated record. The transcript has 14 exons. Gene Ontology annotation, cellular component: nuclear matrix; nuclear chromosome; mitotic spindle microtubule. NCBI's taxonomy places the organism in Eukaryota, Metazoa, Chordata, Actinopteri, Labriformes, Labridae. Bases 207 to 2540 code for a protein of 777 amino acids.